Ctenocephalides felis (cat flea) is the source of this 1462-nucleotide messenger RNA. Its product is annotated as kinetochore protein SLK19-like. The transcript has 8 exons. Bases 44 to 1462 code for a protein of 472 amino acids. The record is from RefSeq and is a predicted model, not a curated record. NCBI's taxonomy places the organism in Eukaryota, Metazoa, Arthropoda, Insecta, Siphonaptera, Pulicidae.
AUUGCGGUCUCAGAGUAAAUCUUCAGUAAAGACGCAAACUGAUAUGGAUGUAAGCAAUUUAACCGAAUUCGUAGCAACUGAAACGCAAACGUGCAAUGAAGUUGUCCUUGACGCAGCUGCUUCUAUGAUAAUUGAUGAUCCAAAACAACUGAAUUUAAGAAUGAUAUUUGACUUUACGAAUGAAUUGAGACACACACGAAGUAUUCUUUUAAAUUUGAAGAAGGACCAAGACCUUGAUCCAGAAAAGCAGCAAUUGGUCGAAUCCUUGCACGAAUCUCUAGAAACCAACAUACAUCAAUUAACAACAUGCAUUAAAAAUAUUGAGAGCAUUCCAUCACGGUGCGAUAUGUUAAAAAAUAAGUUAAAAUUAUCCAAAAAGUAUAUCAUGGAAAAAGAAAAUGAAAUCCAAGAACUUAAAAAAGAGAACAGAAUUUUGCAGGAUAAGGUCGCUGACAUUACGAAAAAGUUUGAAGAAUCAACUCGGUUAGUUGUAGAGAGUGACAAGGUCUGUUGUGAAUUACAAGAUACUAUAUCUAGAUUGAAAGUUGAAGUUAUUAGAUUGAAGGAUGCCUCGAGAUAUCUUACGGAAAAUAACAAGAAGUUAAAGUCAAGUGAUGCGGAUAAUGAAGUUAUGAAUAUGAAGCUGCGAAUAAACAAUUUAUAUACUGCAUUGAAACAGAAAAAUAUUGCUCUCAAUGAGCAGACGAUGAACCUAAAUCAAAUGCUAUCUCUGAAUAAGGAACUUCAGCAAAAAUUAUUUCGUGCAGAGACUUUGAACUUAAAUAAAAGUUCUAUAUUGAAUACCUAUAAGGAGAGAGCUCAUGUUUCGCAAAGACAGUUAUCUGAAACUAAGGAUGAAUUAAAAACUGUGAAAAACUCGAAAAGUUCAUUACAAUGUCGUCUGAGCAAAUUAGAAGUUAAUAUACAACGAACGAAAGGUAAAAUAAAGCAUUUUGAUAUGAGCACCCAGUGCGAUGAACCUAUGUCGGUGGUAGACAAAUCUGUUACAUGUUUGGAAAUGAAAGAAAUUUAUUGUCAGACUGAAAUAAUAUCUAGUGAGCUAGACGAGCAAUUAACCGAAUAUCGUACAAAAUACACGGAAUUUCAAGCUUGGCUUGUAAAAUCUGAAUCCAAACUUCAUCAAUACGAAGUAAUGUUGCAACAAUUUUUAACAAAAGUGGUCUCUCGAAAGGGAGAGCAAUCUCAGCAUGAUCAGAAGAAUAAAAUUCAUUCUAGAAGUGAAGCUGCAUAUAGUGCAUGUGAAUUACUCGAAUUAACUCCGGCUGAAAUAGCUCAACUUUAUGAUACGAAUAAAUCAGGUGAAAGUGGCGAUUUUAAAUCAUCGUCAGUUCAGGUAAAUGAAUGGAUGAUAACUAUAAGAAACAUCACAAAAUGCCCAAUAUUUAGCGAAGCUCUCUCAUGUUAUUUGUACAAGAUUGUAAUGCAGUAUCUUGCAUUAUGA